AUGCGCACGUAUAUCAUCCCUCUCGCUGUCCUCGUCGCUGCAGGUGCUUCUGCACACGAAGGGCAUGAUCACGAUCACGCCCAGGUCGUCGAAGAGGCUCCAAAGCCCUCGGAAUCCCUCACUCACUCGUUUACGCCUACAAAAAUCAAAGCCCCAUUCCUCGAACAGUUCACCGACGACUGGGCUGAGCGGUGGACGCCCUCAGAGGCUACCAAGAAGACACCGGUCGGUGGUGAAACCUUUUCCUAUGUUGGGAAGUGGUCAGUCGAAGAGGCUUCUGUCUACCCCGUCAUUGCUGGUGACAAGGGUCUCGUCGCCAAAUCAAAGGCGGCCCACCAUGCCAUCUCGGCUCCGUUUGCAAAGCCAAUCGACUUUUCGGACAAGUCUCUCGUCGUCCAAUACGAGGUCAAGUACCAAAAGGGUGGCAACUGUGGUGGUGGCUACAUCAAGCUCCUCGAAGAUGGCUUCCAGACGAGCGGAAAGGAAUUCAGCGACAAGACACCAUGGGUGAUCAUGUUCGGCCCUGACCUUACCUGCCCAGGAGCCAAGCUUCACUUCAUUUUCCGUCACAAGAACCCAAUUACCGGCGAGUACGAGGAGAAGCACCAAAAGCCCGCCACCGUGCCGGCAAUUGGAAAGACGACCAAGCUUUAUACCUUGAUCAUCAACCCCGACCAGACCUUCGUUGAAAAGGUCGACGGCAAGGAGGUUUCAUCUGGCUCGCUCCUCAACGACUUUGAGCCUCCCGUCAACCCACCAAAGGAGAUUGACGACCCCAACGACAAGAAGCCCGAGGACUGGGUCGACGAGGCCAAAAUCCAGGAUCCAGAGGCGAAGAAACCCGAAGACUGGGACGAGGACGCACCGUACCAGAUUCCUGAUGAAGAUGCCGUCAAGCCGGAGGACUGGCUCGACGAUGAGCCAGACAUGAUUCCCGACCCGGAUGCGAUCAAGCCCGAGGAGUGGGACGACGAGGAGGACGGUGAUUGGGUCGCUCCGCUCGUCAAAAACCCCAAGUGCGAGCAGGCAUCUGGCUGUGGCCCAUGGAAGCGUCCUAACAAGGCCAACCCUGCCUACAAGGGCAAAUGGUACGCGCCUAUGAUCGACAACCCGGCUUACAAGGGCGAGUGGGCACCACGCAAGAUUGCCAACCCCGACUACUUUGAAGACUUGUACCCGGUCCAAAGCCUCAACAAGAUUGGUGGUGUCGGUAUCGAACUCUGGACGAUGACCGAGGACAUCUUGUUCGACAACAUUUACAUUGGUCACUCGAUGGAGGACGCCGCGGCGCUCGCUGAAGAGACAUUCUACAUCAAAGAGGAUGCUGAGCUGCGCAAGGAGGCCAACAGGAAGCCAGCUGGCGCAGACGACGACGAUGACGAGGAAACCGCGGACCGCACCUUCAAGGAGGCACCCGUCGCAUUCAUUCGCAAGGCCGUACUCUCGUUCAUUGAGCUCGCCAAGAUUGAUCCAGUAAUGGCCGUCAAGACAAAGCCCGAGACUGCUACUGCGCUCGCAGUCGGUAUCGUGACGCUGUUCGGCAUGCUGGGCACGUUCCUCGGACUGCUUGGCGCCUCGCAAGCACCUGUCACCAAGUCGCCAAAGAAGAGCGAGAAGAAGGAAGAGGCCUCGUCCUCUGCGGCUGCCACCAACGGUACCGAAAAGACAGCUGCGUCUGCACCCGCUGUCGCGCCCGUAGACGAGCAGCUCAAGUCGACUCCAGCAUCGACUUCAGCCUCGACCUCGUCAACGAAGAAGAGAAGAUAG
Molecule: messenger RNA, 1767 nt
Organism: Serendipita indica DSM 11827
Lineage: Eukaryota; Fungi; Basidiomycota; Agaricomycetes; Sebacinales; Serendipitaceae
Source: the annotation of a GenBank genome assembly